CAGCAUAAUAUCUGAAGUUUAGUACUACUAUACGGCAGGUGGAGAUAAUGUCUAGAUAGUCUUGCCCGAGUUCCACUUCCAAACUAUAAAAGCCGCAAUAAAAGCACCGAGUCUGCGGCAGUCGAGUUUACUCUUCUUUUACAACCGUGCUCUCUGAGCUCCUGUAUCUAUCCAAAUUCGAAUUCCAUGAUGUCGUCUCUCCCUGAGACUUAUCAAGCGUUCCGCCGAACAGAAGGCACUGCACCCUUGACAAUCGAGCAGGUCACAGAAAAGCUUCCGCCCAUUGAGUCGCACGAUGUCCUAGUUCGCAUCCAUGCAGUCUCGCUCAACUACCGCGACAUCGCCAUGCUGGACAACACUUAUCCGCAACCCUGCCUUCCCCGCGGAAUUCCCGCCUCGGAUUGUGCCGCCGAGGUUGUAUCCGUCGGAUCUGCUGUCAGUGGCUUCAAGCCAGGCGACCGUGUUACCGCAAUCUGGGACCUGACCAACGUGACCGGAACCGAGGAGCGGGCCCCAGAGGCUCUUGGUGGGGAUGUUGAUGGUGUGCUGCGACAGUAUGCCGUGUUCAAUGAACAAGUGCUUGUGCACUUGCCUGAGCACCUGUCCUGGGAAGAGGCAUCUUGCAUCACUUGUGCCGGAACCACGGCUUGGAACGCUCUUGAAUUCCCUAGAAACAGUGGCACAGCUCUGCUCCAAGGCACCGGUGGUGUGAGCAUGUUCGCGCUUCUGCUCUGUAUUGCAGCGGGCCUGCAGUCCAUCAUCACCUCAUCUUCCGAUGAGAAACUUGAUCAGGCUCGGUCGUUGGGCCCCAACAUCAAGACCAUCAAUUACAAGAAGGUGGACAAGUGGGAAGACGAAGUGCUCCGUCUUACCAACGGUCGCGGUGCUGAUGUCGCUAUUGAGAACGUGGGCCCUGCCACCGUGCGGCAGAGUCUUGCCUCUCUUGCCCAGCGGGGUACCUUAUCCUUGGUGGGAUUCCUUGGAGGACUUGAGGCGAAAGAACUCCCCGAUCUGUAUCUCCCCGUCAUGGUCAAGCGAGUGACUAUGAGGGGUAUCGUUGUGGGUUCCAAGCUCGAUCAACAGGCUUUGUGUGACUUUUUGACGGAAAAGAAAGUAUCCCUCAAGCCUUUGGUUGACGCUGUCUUUCCAUUUGAUCAGUCCAAGGAGGCUUUUGCUCGCCUCAAGUCUGGAAAGCACCAGGGAAAAAUUGUCAUUACCCUCUAGGGUGUGAGAUGUAGUGAAAUGUAGCGAAGGAUCUUGUGAAUGAGCUAUUCCAGGGCGUUACUUAGCAUGAGUAUCAGGUGGACCUCUUGAAUCCAAGCGCAGAUGUAGGGUGUGUUGCGUCUACUUAGGCAGUAGUACUCAGGUAAGUACCUAGCCUGAGGUCGAGUGGGCUUACCACUUUAGGCAAUUGCCCCCUCUCUCCAGGCUGGCACUGCACCUCUACCCGUGACCGAGGACGGUUCCAACUCUUCAAGGUUCCAUGCUUCCGGUCCGUUUCCGCUUCAUCUC
Messenger RNA from Aspergillus fijiensis CBS 313.89, 1512 nucleotides. Its product is annotated as zinc-dependent alcohol dehydrogenase family protein. The record is from RefSeq and is a predicted model, not a curated record. Lineage: Eukaryota; Fungi; Ascomycota; Eurotiomycetes; Eurotiales; Aspergillaceae. Gene Ontology annotation, molecular function: oxidoreductase activity. Bases 187 to 1224 code for a protein of 345 amino acids. The transcript is spliced from 5 exons.